UCCAGGGGACACGCCAUGACUCUGGAGGGUCUGUGUUUGGCAAGGGGCCCCCUGGCCCGGCUCCUGCUGGCCUGGUCGGCCCUGUUGUGCAUGGCAGGUGGCCAAGGCCGCUGGGAUGGGGCCUUGGAGGCUGCAGGUCCUGGACGUGUGCGGAGGCGGGGCAGCCCAGGCAUCUUGCAGGGGCCGAAUGUGUGCGGCUCCCGGUUCCACGCUUACUGCUGUCCGGGCUGGAGAACAUUCCCUGGCAGGAGCCAGUGUGUCGUACCCAUCUGUAGGCGCGCCUGCGGUGAGGGCUUCUGCUCGCAGCCCAACCUGUGCACCUGUGCGGAUGGGACGCUGGCUCCCAGCUGCGGGGUGAGCCGAGGGUCAGGGUGCAGUGUGAGCUGUAUGAAUGGGGGCACCUGCCGGGGGGCAUCCUGUCUGUGUCAGAAGGGCUACACAGGCACCGUGUGUGGGCAGCCCAUCUGUGACCGCGGCUGCCACAAUGGGGGUCGCUGCAUUGGGCCCAACCGCUGCGCCUGUGUGUACGGCUUCAUGGGACCUCAGUGUGAGAGAGAUUACCGGACGGGACCCUGCUUUGGCCAAGUGGGCCCCGAGGGGUGCCAGCAUCAGCUGACAGGCCUCGUGUGCACCAAGGCACUUUGCUGUGCCACUGUGGGCCGUGCCUGGGGCCUUCCAUGUGAACUUUGCCCUGCACAGCCACACCCCUGCCGCCGAGGCUUCAUCCCCAAUAUCCACACGGGGGCCUGCCAAGAUGUGGAUGAGUGCCAGGGCGUGCCAGGCCUGUGCCAGGGAGGCAGCUGUGUCAACACGGUGGGCUCCUUCCAUUGCCACUGUCCAGUUGGACACCGGCUCGGUGACAGCAGUGUUGCAUGUGAAGACCACCGGGCCGGCACCUGCUUCUCAGUGCUUUUUGGGGGCCGCUGUGCCGGAGACCUCACCGGCCACCACACUCGCAGGCAGUGCUGCUGCGACAAGGGCAGGUGCUGGGCGGCUGGCCCGGCCCCUGAGCUGUGUCCUCCUCGGGGUUCCAAUGAGUUCCAGCAACUGUGCGCCCAAGGGCUGCCGCUGCUACCCGGCCACCCUGGCCUCUUCCCUGGCCUCCUGGGUUUUGGAUCCAAUGGCAUGGGCCCCCGUCUUGGGCCGGCACGAUUCAACCCUCAUGGCUCCGAUGGGCGUGGGGUCCCCAGCCUGGGCCCUGGCAACUCUAAUAUUGGCACUGCUACCCUGAACCAGACCAUUGACAUCUGCCGACACUUCACCAACCUGUGUCUGAAUGGUCGCUGCCUGCCCACGCCUUCCAGCUACCGCUGCGAGUGUAACGUGGGCUACACCCAGGACGUACGUGGCGAGUGCAUUGAUGUAGAUGAAUGCACCAGUAGCCCCUGCCACCACGGUGACUGCGUCAACAUCCCUGGCACCUACCACUGCCGGUGCUACCCGGGCUUCCAGGCCACGCCCACCAAGCAGGCAUGCGUGGAUGUGGACGAGUGCAUUGUCAGUGGCGGCCUUUGUCACCUGGGCCGCUGUGUCAACACAGAGGGCAGCUUCCAGUGUGUCUGCAAUGCAGGCUUCGAGCUGAGUCCCGACGGCAAGAACUGUGUGGACCACAACGAGUGUGCCACCAGCACCAUGUGCGUCAACGGCGUGUGUCUCAACGAGGAUGGCAGCUUCUCCUGCCUCUGCAAACCUGGCUUCCUGCUGGCGCCUGGCGGCCGCUACUGCAUGGGUAUUGACGAGUGCCAGACGCCUGGCAUCUGCGUGAACGGCCACUGCACCAACACCGAGGGCUCCUUCCGCUGCCAUUGCCUGGGGGGGCUGGCAGUGGGCACGGAUGGCCGCAUGUGCAUGGACACCCAUGUGCGAAGCACCUGCUACGGGGCCAUCGAGAAGGGCUCCUGUGCCCGCCCCUUCCCUGGCACCGUCACCAAGUCCGAGUGUUGCUGUGCCAACCCAGACCACGGCUUUGGGGAGCCCUGCCAGCUUUGUCCUGCCAAGAACUCUGCCGAGUUCCAGGCACUGUGCAGCAGUGGGCUUGGCAUUACCACGGAUGGUCGAGACGUUGAUGAAUGCUUGUCCAGCCCGUGUGUGAACGGCGUCUGUCAGAACCUGGCUGGCUCCUACACCUGCAAAUGUGCCCCUGGCAGCCGGCUGGACCCCUCUGGCACCAUCUGUCUAGAUAGCACCAAGGGCACCUGCUGGCUGAAGAUCCAGGAGAACCGCUGUGAGGUGAACCUUCAGGGAGCCAGCCUGCGGUCCGAGUGCUGCGCCACCCUCGGGGCGGCCUGGGGGAGCCCCUGCGAACGCUGCGAGAUCGACCCUGCCUGUGCCCGGGGCUUUGCCCGGAUGACGGGUGUCACCUGCGAUGAUGUGAACGAGUGUGAGACCUUCCCGGGAGUCUGUCCCAACGGGCGUUGUGUCAACACUGCUGGAUCUUUCCGCUGCGAGUGUCCAGAGGGCCUGAUGCUGGAAGCCUCGGGCCGGCUGUGCGUGGAUGUGAGAUUAGAACCAUGUUUCCUGCGAUGGGACGAGGAUGAGUGUGGGGUCACCUUGCCUGGCAAGUACCGGAUGGACGUCUGCUGCUGCUCCAUUGGGGCGGCCUGGGGAGCCGAGUGCGAGGCCUGCCCAGAUCCCGAGUCCUUGGAGUUCGCCAGCCUGUGCCCGCGGGGGCUGGGCUUUGCCAGCCGGGACUUCCUGUCUGGCCGGCCGUUCUAUAAAGAUGUGAAUGAAUGCAAGGCGUUCCCUGGCCUCUGCACGCACGGUACCUGCAGAAACACGGUAGGCAGCUUCCACUGUGCCUGUGCGGGGGGCUUCGCCCUGGAUGCCCAAGAACGGAACUGCACAGAUAUCGACGAGUGUCGCAUCUCCCCUGACCUCUGCGGCCAGGGCGCCUGUGUCAACACCCCAGGCAGCUUUGAGUGCGAGUGUUUUCCCGGCUACGAGAGCGGCUUCAUGUUGAUGAAGGACUGCAUGGACGUGGACGAGUGUGCAAGGGACCCACUGCUCUGCCGGGGAGGCACUUGCACCAACACGGAUGGGAGCUACAAGUGCCAGUGUCCCCCUGGGCACGAGCUGACGGCCGAGGGCACUGCCUGUGAGGACAUCGAUGAGUGCUCCCUGAGGGAUGGCCUGUGUCCCCACGGCCACUGUGUCAAUGUCAUCGGUGCCUUCCAGUGCUCCUGCCACGCCGGCUUCCAGGGCACACCUGACCGCCAAGGCUGCGUGGAUAUCAAUGAAUGCCGGGUCCGGAAUGGUGGGUGUGACGUGUACUGUAUUAACACUGAGGGCAGCUACCGGUGCAGCUGUCGGCAGGGCUACUCGCUGAUGCCCGACGGAAGGGCAUGUGCAGACGUGGAUGAGUGUGAAGAGAACCCCAGUGUUUGUGACCAAGGCCACUGCACCAACGUGCAGGGGGGUCACCGCUGCCUGUGCUAUGAUGGCUUCGUGGCCACGCCGGACAUGAGGACGUGUGUUGAUGUGGAUGAGUGUGACCUGAACCCUCACAUCUGCCUCCACGGGGACUGCGAGAACACGAAGGGUUCCUUUGUCUGCCACUGUCAGCUGGGCUACAUGAUCAGGAAGGGGGCCACGGGCUGCUCUGAUGUGGAUGAAUGCGAGGUUGGAGGACACAACUGUGACAGUCAUGCCUCCUGUCUCAACAUCCCAGGGAGUUUCAGCUGUAGGUGCCUGCCAGGCUGGGAGGGGCAUGGCUUCGAAUGUCAUGACCUGGAUGAAUGCGUCUCCCAGGAGCACCAGUGCAGCCCAAAAGGUGACUGUCUCAAUGUCCCUGGCUCCUACCGCUGCACCUGCCGCCAGGGCUUUACCGGGGAUGGCUUCUCCUGCGAAGACAGAGACGAAUGUGCCGAGAACGUGGACCUCUGUGAUAACGGGCAGUGCCUCAAUGCGCCCGGCGGGUACCGCUGCGAAUGUGAGAUGGGCUUUGACCCCACUGAGGACCACCGGGCCUGCCAGGAUGUGGACGAGUGUGCGCAAGGGAACCUCUGUGCAUUUGGGAGCUGUGAGAACCUGCCUGGAAUGUUCCGCUGCAUCUGCGAUGGUGGCUACGAACUGGACCGAGGGGGCGGCAACUGCACAGACAUUAACGAGUGUGCAGACCCAGUAAACUGCAUCAACGGCGUGUGCGUUAACACCCCCGGCAGCUACCUCUGCCGCUGUCCCCAGGAUUUUGAGCUGAACCCCAGCGGAGUGGGCUGCGUGGACACUCGGGCUGGGAACUGUUUCCUGGAGACGCAUGACCGAGGGGACGGUGGCAUUUCCUGCAGUGCUGAGAUCGGAGUUGGUGUCACCCGGGCUUCCUGCUGUUGUUCCCUGGGCCGGGCUUGGGGCAAUCCCUGCGAGCUGUGCCCAGUGGCCAACACCACUGAGUACAGAACCCUGUGCCCCGGUGGUGAGGGCUUCCGGCCUAACCCCAUCACUGUCAUUCUGGAAGACAUCGACGAGUGCCAAGAGCUGCCAGGGCUGUGUCAGGGGGGUGACUGCAUCAACACCUUUGGCAGUUUCCAGUGUGAGUGCCCACCUGGCUACCACCUCAGUGAGCACACCCGCAUCUGUGAGGAUAUUGAUGAAUGCUCCACACACUCGGGCAUCUGUGGCCCUGGCACCUGCUACAAUACCCUGGGAAACUACACCUGUGUCUGCCCUGCAGAAUACCUCCAAGUCAAUGGUGGCAACAACUGCAUGGAUAUGAGGAAGAGUGUCUGCUUCCGGCACUAUAACGGCACAUGUCAAAAUGAGCUGGCCUUCAACGUGACCCGAAAAAUGUGUUGCUGCUCCUACAACAUUGGCCAGGCCUGGAAUAGACCCUGUGAGGCCUGCCCCACUCCCACCAGCCCUGACUACCAGAUUCUAUGCGGAAACCAGGCCCCGGGAUUCCUCAUUGACAUCCACACGCGGAAGCCCCUUGACAUUGAUGAGUGUGGGGAGAUCCCCGCCAUCUGUGCCAGUGGUGUCUGCAUCAACCAGAUGGGGAGCUUCCGCUGCGAGUGCCCCACAGGCUUCAACUACAACAGCAUCCUGCUGGCUUGUGAAGAUGUCGAUGAGUGUGGCAGCAGGGAGAGUCCCUGCCAGCAGAAUGCCGACUGCAUCAACGUCCCCGGCAGCUACCGCUGCGAGUGCACCCGAGGGUACAAACUGUCGCCAGGCGGGGCUUGUGUGGGACGGAAUGAGUGUCGGGAGAUCCCGAAUGUCUGUAGCCAUGGCGACUGCAUGGACACAGAAGGCAGCUACAUGUGUCUGUGUCACCGUGGAUUCCAGGCCUCUGCAGACCACACCCUGUGCAUGGACGUUGAUGAGUGUGACCAGCAGCCUUGUGGAAAUGGGACCUGCAAGAACAUCAUCGGCUCCUACAACUGCCUCUGCUUCUCUGGCUUUGUGGUGACACACAAUGGGGAUUGUGUGGAUUUUGACGAGUGUACUACCCUGGUGGGGCAGGUGUGCCGAUUUGGCCAUUGCCUCAACACAGCUGGUUCCUUCCACUGCCUCUGCCAGGAUGGCUUUGAGCUCACAACUGAUGGGAAGGAUUGUGUGGACACCAAUGAGUGCCUCAGCCUCGCGGGAACCUGCCUACCAGGCACCUGCCAGAACCUCGAGGGCUCCUUCCGUUGCAUCUGUCCCCCUGGCUUCCAGGUGCAGAGUGACCACUGCAUUGACAUCGACGAGUGCUCAGAUGAGCCCAACCUCUGCCUCUUUGGCACCUGUAGCAACAGCCCUGGGAGCUUCCAGUGCCUCUGCCCACCUGGCUUUGUCCUCUCUGACAAUGAGCACCGUUGCUUUGACACAAGGAAGAGUUUCUGCUUCACCCGUUUUGAGGCUGGGAAGUGCUCGGUGCCCAAAGCUUUCAAUACCACCAAGACCCGCUGUUGCUGCAGUAAGAGGCCUGGGGAGGGUUGGGGAGACCCCUGUGAGCUGUGUCCCCAGGAAGGCAGUGCUGCCUUUCAGGAGCUCUGCCCCUUUGGCCACGGGGCAGUCCCAGGCCCGGAUGACUCCCGAGAAGACGUGAACGAGUGUGCAGAGAACCCUGGCGUCUGCACUAACGGCAUCUGUGUCAACACCGAUGGAUCCUUCCGCUGUGAGUGUCCCCUUGGCUACAGCCUGGACUUCACCGGCAUCAACUGUGUGGACACAGACGAGUGCUCUGUCGGCCACCCCUGUGGGCAGGGCACAUGCACCAACGUCAUCGGAGGCUUCGAAUGUGCCUGUGCUGACGGCUUUGAGCCUGGCCCCAUGAUGACCUGUGAGGACAUCGACGAAUGCUCCCUGAACCCGCUGCUCUGUGCCUUCCGCUGCCACAAUACCGAGGGCUCCUACCUGUGCACCUGCCCAGCCGGCUACACCCUGCGGGAGGAUGGGGCCAUGUGUCGAGAUGUGGACGAGUGUGCAGAUGGUCAGCAGGACUGCCACGCCCGGGGCAUGGAGUGCAAGAACCUCAUCGGUACCUUCGUGUGCGUCUGUCCCCCAGGCAUGCGGCCCCUGCCUGGCUCCGGGGAGGGCUGCACAGAUGACGAUGAAUGCCGCGCUCAGCCUGACCUCUGUGUCAAUGGCCGCUGCGUCAACACCGAGGGCAGCUUCCGGUGCGACUGUGAUGAGGGCUUCCAGCCCAGCCCCACCCGUACUGAGUGCCACGACAUCCGGCAGGGGCCCUGCUUUGCCGAGGUGCUGCAGGCUAUGUGCCAGGCUCUGUCCAGCAGCAGCGAGGCUGUCACCAGGGCCGAGUGCUGCUGUGGGGGUGGUCGGGGCUGGGGGCCCCGCUGCGAGCUCUGUCCCCUGCCUGGCACCUCCGCCUACAGGAAGCUGUGCCCCCACGGCUCAGGCUACACCGCUGAGGGUCGAGAUGUAGAUGAAUGCCGUAUGCUUGCUCACCUGUGUGCCCAUGGAGAGUGCAUCAACAGCCUCGGCUCCUUCCGCUGCCACUGUCAGGCCGGGUACACACCAGAUGCUACUGCCACCACCUGCCUGGAUGUGGACGAGUGCAGCCAGGUCCCCAAGCCGUGUACCUUCCUCUGCAAAAACACGAAGGGCAGCUUCCUAUGCAGCUGUCCCCGAGGCUACCUGCUGGAGGAGGAUGGCAGGACCUGCAAAGACCUGGACGAAUGCACCUCCCGGCAGCACAACUGUCAGUUCCUCUGUGUCAACACUGUGGGCGCCUUCUCCUGCCGCUGUCCACCCGGCUUCACCCAGCGCCACCAGGCCUGCUUCGACAAUGAUGAGUGCUCAGCCCAGCCUGGCCCAUGUGGUGCCCGCGGGCACUGCCACAACACCCCGGGCAGCUUCCGCUGUGAAUGCCACCAAGGCUUCACCCUGGACAGCUCAGGCCAUGGCUGUGAAGAUGUGAAUGAAUGUGAUGGACCCCACCGCUGCCAGCAUGGCUGUCAGAACCAGUUAGGGGGCUACCGCUGCGGCUGCCCCCAGGGUUUCACCCAGCACUCCCAGUGGGCCCAGUGUGUGGAUGAGAAUGAGUGUGCCCUGUCGCCCCCGACCUGCGGGAGCGCCUCGUGUCGCAACACUCUUGGUGGCUUCCGCUGCGUCUGCCCCUCUGGCUUUGACUUUGAUCAGACCCUUGGGGGCUGCCAGGAUGUGGAUGAGUGCGCCGGACGGCGUGGCCCCUGUAGCUACAGCUGUGCCAACACUCCCGGUGGCUUCCUGUGUGGCUGUCCUCAAGGCUUCUUCCGGGCUGGGCAAGGGCACUGUGUCUUUGGCCUGGGCUUCAGCCCCGGACCCCAGGACGCCCCGGACAAAGAGGAGCUGCUCUCGACUGAAGCCUGCUACGAAUGCAAGAUCAACGGCCUCUCUGCCCGGGACCGGCCACGACGCAGUGCCCACAGGGACCACCAGGUGAGCCUGGCCACCCUUGACUCCGAGGCCCUGCUGACCUUGGGUCUGAACCUCUCACACCUGGGCCGGGCCAAGCGCAUCGUGGAGCUCCGGCCGGCCCUGGAGGGUCUGGAGGGCCGGGUCCGCUACGUCAUUGCCCGUGGAAAUGAGCAAGGUUUCUUCCGCAUGCGUCACCUCCGUGGCUUCAGCUCCCUGCAGCUGGGGCGGAGGCGGCCGAGGCCUGGAAUCUACCAGCUGGAGGUGGUGAGCAACGUGGCAGGACCCUGGGGUGUCCAGCCAGAGGGGCAGCCAGGGCCACGGGGCCAGGCCUUGCGGCUGAAGGUGCAGCUGCAGUUGCUUUAGUUGGAGGAGCCUCAAUGGGCCUCAGCUGUCCAGAGAAGGGGGCUUCUGGAACUGGGAAGGACUGAUCCCCAGCAGUGACAGCUGAUCAGGUGGAACCCCGAAACUCAGGAAGAGUGAAAUGCUACACGUCAACCUCAAGCGAGCCCAGCCUCUGCCCGGGCCUCUGUGCCAGCCCCGGGGGACCCCCAGUUACUCAGUCUUUCCUGGAGACAAGAAGAAGCUGCAAUGUGCACCCCCCGCCCCACAGCCAAGGUCAGGAAGAGGCCCUGUGGUGACCGUGUCUGGUCAAUCUCAGGCUUUCACUUCUGUACUGCACUGUGGCUUGCCCUGGUUGGGGGGGGGGUGGGUGGUUGGCAGGACAUGGCAGUGGGCAACUGGGGUGGGCACAGGGCUUAUCCCUCGGAGCAGAAGGGUGUGCAGGGGGCCCAGACCCCACGUGACUUGCCGCAUUUGCCCUCCAUUUGGAGAAUGCUUUUAUAUCAAAGUGGAGACGAUAAUAAAGUUAUUUUGGGUUAA
Molecule: messenger RNA, 8709 nt
Organism: Mandrillus leucophaeus (drill)
Lineage: Eukaryota; Metazoa; Chordata; Mammalia; Primates; Cercopithecidae
Gene: FBN3
Product: fibrillin 3
Exons: 61
Coding region: 16-8193 (2725 amino acids)
Molecular function (GO): calcium ion binding
Source: RefSeq, a predicted model, not a curated record